This is a messenger RNA of Prorocentrum cordatum, 678 nucleotides long. NCBI's taxonomy places the organism in Eukaryota, Dinophyceae, Prorocentrales, Prorocentraceae. The record is from the annotation of a GenBank genome assembly.
AUGAGCGCUGUUGGCAGCGAGUCUGACAGCGACGCCAAUGUGAGAAUGAGGCACGCACUGGGCGCUGCCACGCUGGAGACGGAGGACAGCGAGUCCGAUGGCGGUGCCGACGGCAAGGUCAAGUCGUUCAGAAGUUGGUUCGAUAUGUUGUAUUAUUUGGGCUCCUUGACUUCGGACACGUCACGUACGAUUGAUGACAGCAUCAAAAAGAGAUUGACUGGCAGAUAUGAGAAUGUUAUGAUCGUGUCGGCUCUCGUGUUCACUGUUGCCGCAGAGGGCUUGAUGGAACCAUCCGAUGCCAUCAUGAACGCAGACAGCUGGACGAAACUUUGGUUUGGUAUCCUCAUGGGUUUGGCGUUCAGCUUCACUUUGGCAUCGGUGCUGUAUGCUGCGGUGCUGCUAGGCGUAUCGCAUAUAUUGCCUAUAUUCUUGUCGAGGUGGUUCUUUGAGAACACCGCGGGAAUGCAGAAAGCACCUAUGCUGUUUUUGGGGCUAGGAAGCACGUGCCUUGGAUUAGCUGUGUCGCUGCUCGCGCACAUUAAUUUUGGCGGGUUUACUGCGUGCGUGUUGUUGUUGAUGUUGGUGGUACUUGCGAUUUGGUUCUUUGUCAACCAUGCGCAUGUGCAGGGCGUGCUGGGUGAUCACAUGCGGGAAGAGCACGGCGUGGAACCGCCAUAG